GUCCCGCGCCCGGCGCCCCCUGCGCCGCGCCAGAUCCCCUCUUGCAGUGCAGGAGGGGGGUCCUGCACACACACCCCCCCCUCGGAGCGCAUCCCUGCCGGCACCCUGCGAUGGCCCCGGGACCUGCUGCCUCCCCGCAGACAGCCGGAGAGGAGAAGCCAGCGGGGACGGCCAGGAAAGGGAACUAACCCCCAUCCAUGGCAGGGGGCAACCGCCCGGGGCUACCGGAGAGCAGCCCAGUGCCCGGGGCCUGCGCCCAUCCCUCGUCCCCCCGCCACGCGCAGUGCUACCCAGGAGGCUCCCUGUGAGCCCGGGCCAUGUAGGCGCAGCCCAGGGCUCCGCCGAUGGCCGCUGUCAACAUGCAGCAGGGCUACGCGGCCAUCCUGUGGGUCCUGGCUGUGCUGGGAAUGGAGGCCACCGCACUGGGCAAAUGCGAGCUCACCCGCCUGCUCCAGGACAAGCUGCAAUAUGAGAUGCGCCUGCAGUACAUGAAGCACUACUUCCCCAUCGACUACACGGUCCAGGUCCAGUACGAGGAGGUGCUGAAGCCCUCCAACAUUACCCACCUGCGCAACAGGACGGUGUCAGAGGUGGCACUGCAGUACCUGUGGUUCCACGUCAGCUCCCAGGCCAUGCUGAGGAUCCAUGAGGUGCUGCCGGAGAAGCACCCAUCCUGGAAGUACACACAGGAGCUCUGCCAGCUCUUUGAUGCCCUGGGCAAGGAGUACAGCAAGUACUGGCAGGUAGGGAGACCCUGG
Messenger RNA from Strigops habroptila (Kakapo), 758 nucleotides. RefSeq names its product interleukin 34 (gene IL34). The transcript is spliced from 5 exons. The record is from RefSeq and is a predicted model, not a curated record. NCBI's taxonomy places the organism in Eukaryota, Metazoa, Chordata, Aves, Psittaciformes, Psittacidae. Gene Ontology annotation, molecular function: cytokine activity; macrophage colony-stimulating factor receptor binding. The annotation marks the transcript as partial. Gene Ontology annotation, biological process: positive regulation of macrophage differentiation; positive regulation of cell population proliferation; positive regulation of protein phosphorylation.